Molecule: messenger RNA, 594 nt
Organism: Acanthosepion pharaonis
Lineage: Eukaryota; Metazoa; Mollusca; Cephalopoda; Sepiida; Sepiidae
Source: the annotation of a GenBank genome assembly
AUGAAACAUAAAAUAUACAAUAAAAACAUAUCUAUCCAUCUAUCUAUCUAUCUAUCUAUCAUCUAUCAUCAUCUAUCAUCUUUUAAAUUCCCACCCAUCCCUAUCUAUUCAUAUCUAUUCAUCUAUUCAUUCAUCUAUCUAUUCAUAUCUAUUCAUUCAUUCAUCUAUCUAUUAAAUCUUCUAUUCAUCUUUAUAUAUAUCAAAUUAGUUUCAUUCAUUCAUCUAUCUAUCUAUCAUCUAUUCAUCCAUUCAUUCAUCUAUCUAUCUAUCUAUCUAUCUAUCCAUAUCUAUCUAUCAUCUAUCUAUCUAAAAUCUAUCUAUCUCAUCUAUCCAUAUCUAUAUAUCAUCAUCUAUCUUAAAAUCUAUCUAUCUAUCUAUUCAUCUAUCUAUAUUCAUCUAUUAAAAAUCUAUCUAUCUAUCUAUCUCAUUCCAUCUAUCCAUUCAUAUAUAUCAUAUAUUUUAUUCAUCUAUCAUCUAUCCAUAAAUAUCCAUCUAUCAUUAUCUAUCUAUGAAUCUAUCUAUAUCUAUCUAUCUAUUCAUUCAUCUAUCUAUCUAUCUAUCUAUUCAUCCAUCUAUUCAUCAUCUAUAUCUUAA